This is a messenger RNA of Tuber aestivum (summer truffle), 701 nucleotides long. The record is from the annotation of a GenBank genome assembly. Lineage: Eukaryota; Fungi; Ascomycota; Pezizomycetes; Pezizales; Tuberaceae.
AUGACUACUAUCGACCCCACCGUCGCAAAAGUUUUGGACAAAGACCGUUCAGAAGAUGAAGACGGCGAUGAAGACACCCUUCUGGAAGAACUCGAAUCAGACACCGCAGCUCUAGACGCCUUCCGCGAGAAGCGCAUGCAGCAACUGCACGACGAGUACCACUCCCUCCCUCCCCCUUCUACUUCUCUCAUCCUCUCUCUCAAUGCUAACAAAUAACAUCCAGACUCCACCGCGCUCGCAAAAUGCAAUCCCUCUCUCACGGCGCCUACAGCCCGGCCACGAACGAGCGCGAAGUGUUAACGCACACCACCUCAACUAAAUUCAGCGUAGUGCACUUCUUCCACAAGGAUUUCAACCGCUGCAAGAUCAUGGACUCGCACUUGGAGGUGCUGGCGCGGAAGCACUUUGACACCAAAUUCGCCAGCAUCGACGUCGAGAAGGCGCCCUUCCUCGUGGAGCGCUUGAAGGUUCGGGUGCUGCCGUGUGUGAUCGCUUUCAUAGAUGGGAAGAGCGUGGAUCGGAUCGAGGGCUUUGCCGAGCUGGGGAAUACGGAUGGGUUUAGUACCAAGAUGCUCGAGCUGAGGCUGUUGGCUUGUGGGGUUUUGGUGAGGGAGAAGGUUGAUGAGGAUGCUGGUGGGGUUGGUGGCGGUACUGGGAGUGGGGGAAAGAAUGCGGAAAGUGAUGAUGACGAUUGGGAUUAG